Messenger RNA from Penicillium malachiteum, 441 nucleotides. RefSeq lists its product as uncharacterized. NCBI's taxonomy places the organism in Eukaryota, Fungi, Ascomycota, Eurotiomycetes, Eurotiales, Aspergillaceae. The transcript is spliced from 2 exons. The coding region runs from base 1 to 441 and encodes 146 amino acids. The record is from RefSeq and is a predicted model, not a curated record.
AUGUCCAGCGCAGCCCAGUCCGUUCAAUGUCAAGACGACAACCGAAAAGAGCGAAUGGGUCCCCCGGCGGUCAAAAGACGACGCAUAAUUGACACAAUCCUGUCGGAGUCGGACGGAACAAUUGAGGAUCAUAGAUUAUGCGACCAUUUGAUCAGUACCUAUUCGGAGACAAACAAAAAACUCAGAUCGAAGCUUAAGGAUACCCAAGUGAAGCUAUCAGGAGUUGAAAGUGAUUUUGAUGAUCUGGAAGCCAGACACUCCCAGUGUCCAUACUGGAUCCAGAAGAACGAAAGUCUCGUUGAGGCCUUGGAAGAUCGUUGCGAAACUCUUGAACGGGACAAAAAGACACUUCAAGAACGAUGCGAGUGGCUUUAUGCACAGCUCCAGAACCUUCAACUUCUUUCUCCUAGAGAACACCACAACGUCACAGAGAUGAUCUGA